This is a messenger RNA of Strongylus vulgaris, 234 nucleotides long. Lineage: Eukaryota; Metazoa; Nematoda; Chromadorea; Rhabditida; Strongylidae. The record is from the annotation of a GenBank genome assembly.
AUGAGGGAGCUUGACUAUACAGCGAUGAAGACGUUACAAUUUGUAGCGGGUCUUCAGAAUCCCACAUUACUGGAAGUUCGCCUUAGAAUGAUUCACCGGGACUCACAAGCGGAUUACACUUCGCUGACAAUCGAAGAUCUGGUCAACGAACGUGAGAAUUUUGCCGCGUUGCAAGCAGACAGCACGGAAAUGGAAGGAACACAUGACAUCCAUGCUGUGAAGAGAAAAAGGUAA